Molecule: messenger RNA, 1555 nt
Organism: Megalobrama amblycephala (Wuchang bream)
Lineage: Eukaryota; Metazoa; Chordata; Actinopteri; Cypriniformes; Xenocyprididae
Gene: mthfs
Product: 5,10-methenyltetrahydrofolate synthetase (5-formyltetrahydrofolate cyclo-ligase)
Exons: 3
Coding region: 171-770 (199 amino acids)
Biological process (GO): tetrahydrofolate interconversion; folic acid-containing compound biosynthetic process
Cellular component (GO): mitochondrion
Molecular function (GO): 5-formyltetrahydrofolate cyclo-ligase activity
Source: RefSeq, a predicted model, not a curated record
ACUAAUCUAUCCCGCAUUAAGAGAUCACACGCACAUGUGAUCACUCCGCUGAUGUUAUCACCACUUUCUCACGAGUUAAUCAUUAAUUGAGCUGCUGCAAUGAUUACAUCGCUCUGUGUUUUAAUGUGUCCAUUUGCAGUCUAAGUGGAUUUGAGCAGUGCAGAUUCACAAUGGCAGCUCUGCGUGCAGCAAAACAAGCUUUAAGGAGAGAAAUCAAGGGUCGAGUGGCUGCAGUGAGCGAUCAGGAGAAACUCAGACAGUCUCGAGUUGUCUCACAAAAGUUGUUCAGGCAUCCCAAAUACCUGUCCAGCCAGCGGGUCGCUGUCUUCCUGAACAUGCAUGAUGAGGUGCGCACAGAGGACAUCCUCCAGGACAUCUUCAAGAGGGGCAAAGUGUGCUUCAUUCCCAGAUACUUCACCAAGAGCAGUCAUAUGGACAUGUUACGACUUCAGGACAUGGAGGACAUGAACACUCUGCCCCUCACGUCCUGGAACAUCCGGCAGCCAGCAGACCAGGACACAGACAGAGAGGAAGCCCUAGAUACAGGAGGACUAGAUCUUAUCCUCAUGCCUGGGUUGGGAUUUGAUAAGAACGGGAAUCGGCUUGGCAGAGGAAAGGGUUUCUACGACACGUAUCUGGAGCGCUGUAAGGCACACCCGAAGGGAAAGCCGUACACCAUUGCCUUGGCUUUCAAAGAGCAGCUGUGUGCUGAAGUCCCAGUGGGUGAACAUGAUAUUCUUAUUGAUGAAGUCAUCUAUGAAGAUGAGUGAAGAACUGGACCUUGAUUUCAGCUCUGCUGAACGUCAUUUGAAUUCAAAUGAUUCCUAACAGCAUUGAUCCUGUUGCUGAAUGAAAUGCAUUAAAUCUUUUUGGAAGAAAUCUAUAUUCUCAAAUCAUAUUAUGGUUGCAGACUCUUUUCUGAAAAGCCUAGAAGAGAGUAUCUUGAUCAGUUGAAGAUUUACCAAACUCACUCUUAAAAAUAAUGGUUCUUUAUAUUGGUAUAAUGAACCUUUAAAAUCCAUGGAAUGAAAGUUGUGAUAGUCGAGUGAAAUAGCUUCUCAAACAAGAAAAGAUAUUAGGUGGGACUUCUGGAAUUGAUUGGAUGGUUGUGGGUUGCUAUACAGGAUGGGAUGAGGGUGAGUAAACAACAGAAUGACAGAAGUUGGGUGAACAUUUGCCUGAUCCAUUCUUGAUUUCAUGUUUGUAUCACGUUCCUGAAAUGCUUUACAUCAGGCAUGUCUAAACUCGGUUCUGGAGGGUCACUGUCCUGCAGAGAUUAGCUCCAACUUUCCUCAACACACAUUUCUAGCAUAAGACCUUGAUUAGCUGGUUCAGGUGUGUUUAACUGGGGUUGGAGCUGAACUCCGCAGGACAGUGACCCUCAAGGACCGAGUUUGGACACCCCGGCUUGUAGUCUAUAUCUCCCAGUCUUUUAUAUGGGAUCUGCUCAUGGAGGACUAGUCAAUCUCUGGCCAAAAUAUAUUGGCUGAUUUUGGCUAAAAGAAGUCUUUGCUCUACUCUAAUUUGCAUUUGAAUAAAAUUUGUUAGAAACUGC